Lodderomyces parapsilosis is the source of this 2028-nucleotide messenger RNA. It is a transcript of the gene OPT8, whose product is annotated as Opt8p. Gene Ontology annotation, molecular function: oligopeptide transmembrane transporter activity. Gene Ontology annotation, cellular component: fungal-type vacuole membrane. Lineage: Eukaryota; Fungi; Ascomycota; Pichiomycetes; Serinales; Debaryomycetaceae. The transcript has a single exon. The record is from RefSeq and is a predicted model, not a curated record. Bases 1 to 2028 code for a protein of 675 amino acids.
AUGCCCACAGAACCCACCACCAUGCACGAACUGCCUUCGCGGGCUGGAUACUUGGCCAAACUAGGACUACCACAAGUCACACUUAGGGCAACCAUAGUUGGAUUACUAAUUGGAUCGGUUAUUCUCAUCUCGAAUUUUCAAUUUGGUUUACAAACAGGUUGGGUAUCAAUGAUGUCGUUGCCAGCAGCAUUACUAGGAUUUGCUGUGUUUAAGCUUACACCAAUGUCCCAAAGCUUUACUGAUGUGGAGAAUGUAUAUAUACAAAGUAUCGCAGUGGCAGUAGGCACUGGGCCACUAUGUUAUGGGUUUGUUGGGAUCAUACCUGCCAUUGAAAAGUUUAUGACCAGUGACGAAUCAGGUUUAGGAAGGCGAAUUACAUUUUCCACAAAGGAGCUUAUAAUAUGGUCAAUGGGAUUAGGACUUUUUGGGGUAUUCUUUGCAAUUCCAUUGCGUAAACAAGUCAUUGUCAAGGAGAAAUUGCCAUUUCCUUCAGGGAGCGCAACAGCAACUCUUAUCUCGGUCUUGCAUGGAACUGAAAUUUAUGAAAGUGAUAGCGAAGAAGAGGAAGACCAUACCAAGAGCCAAAAUGAGUCACCAUUGCAACAACAAACCUCUGCAACCCAGCUCAUUGAAUCUACAGAUUACAACUCCAACAUGAAGUCUUUGACAUACACUUUUCUAGUGUCAUCUUUUUACACAAUACUAUCGUUCUUUUUCCCCAUCUUGAAAAAAGUUCCAAUUUUUGGCACGUCGGCGUCAAAACAAUACUUGUGGGACUUCCAGCCUUCACCAGCAUAUAUUGGCCAAGGAAUCAUUAUGGGUCUACCAACCGUGUCAUACAUGUUGUUUGGUGCUAUACUAGGUUGGGGUAUCUUAGCUCCAUUGUCAAAAUACAUGAAGUGGGCACCAGGUCCUAUCGAUGAUUGGGUAUCGGGUGGACAGGGGUGGAUCCUCUGGGUUAGUUUGAGUAUCAUGGUUGCUGACUCUUUGGUGUCUUUUAUUGUAUUGAGCGUAAAAUCUGUGCAAGAUUUUAUAAUAGACUAUAGGAGCCGACAAGAGUCGUACACACAAACAUUGGAAUUACAGCAAUCGCUCUUGGAGGAGCUGGAUGAAGGGGUAGGAGGGGGCACCAGUGAACUUACUCCUCAUUGUGGACCACUUGAAAUACCAAAACAGUUUCUUGUAUCAAACAAAGUUGCCUUGAUUGGUACUUUAUUAUCAACAAUCUUAUGCGUUGUGACCAUGCGCAUAAUAUUUGGCAAGCUCAUUCCUAUUUACGCUUCCAUUACUGCAAUUAUCCUUGCCAUGCUAUUUAGUGUCCUUGCCACAAGAACAUUAGGUGUGUCCGAUAUCAACCCCGUGAGUGGCAUUGGCAAAUUGUCACAACUCAUAUUCGCAUUCAUUAUUCCAUCGAACCAUCCAGCAAAGAUAUUGAUCAACUUGAUUUCAGGUGGUGUGGCGGAGGCGGGUGCGCAACAAGCGGGGGAUCUCAUGCAAGACCUCAAAACUGGACAUUUGAUUGGUGCUUCGCCAAAAGCUCAAUUCAUUGCUCAAAUCAUAGGUACUAUAUUUUCCGUGUUUCUAAGCUCCAUAAUGUACCAGAUAUACAUGGCAGUGUACACAAUUCCCAAUGAAACUUUUCGAAUCCCAACAGCUGUUAUUUGGAUCGAUUGUUCUCGUCUAGUUACUGGUGAAGGGCUCCCACCUAAAGCAAUGGAGUUUGCCAUCAUUUUUGGCGUUAUAUUUGCUUUGAUUUCACUCUUGAAAAAUACAAUGCCACCAACUUCAAAGUAUUACCCAUAUUUGGUAUACCUCCCAAAUGGAGUUGCGGUUGGCGUCGGCAUCUACAACACACCCAAUUUCACCCUUGCUAGAUUCAUUGGAGGUUUGAUUGCAUACAAUUGGCACAAUAUCAGUAAUAGAGGCAAAACGAGUAUGAUUAUUUUCAGUAGUGGGUUGGUACUUGGAGAGGGUUUAUUCAGCGGAUUCACCAUGCUUUUAACAAGUUUAGGGGUUAAACAUUUUUAG